This is a messenger RNA of Prorocentrum cordatum, 1254 nucleotides long. The record is from the annotation of a GenBank genome assembly. Lineage: Eukaryota; Dinophyceae; Prorocentrales; Prorocentraceae.
CUCACAUAUUCGAUCGAGUUGCUGCAGACCAUGCUUCGCUUUCGAUGUGAAAUUCCUCGAUCUGCCCUGCAGCUUGGGCGCCGUCUACAGUCUCGGGCACAUGCAGCAUGUCGCGGUGGCCUCUGUCCGUUUCGAGUGGUCGUCCGUCCACAGGCAUUUUGGCCAGAAUUCCUUUCUCAGCGUAACGUAGAUGUAGAGCGCCUCUCUGUGUUACAGCACCAAUGCAGGCAUGGUAUCUGCGGGCCAUGGCAUCUGUCUUGGUCUUGGAACUGAUGAUUGCAGAAGCGAGUCACGUUCACGGUCAGAGCUCCUUGGGCGUUGAUCCACAAGGCAAGCAGGUAGCCCCCAGUGCAAGUUCGCGGCAGUUCGAGCGGGUCGAGUUCGGUUUGUUAUCAGUCUCCUCCAGCAUUCAGCAGAAACUGCACGAGUACUUGCGGCCGCUUUCGGGAGCAGCAGUCGCAACAACCAUUGCCCUGCAGCUGUCGCCGUUGCCGUCCACACUGGAGAUCAGGAAAGACAAGAGCGUGAAGCGGUACGAUGGUUAUCCGUACUUCUCAGUACUGGCUGGUGCCAGCCUGUGGUGCAUCUACGGGGCGUUCUCAGCAUGGGUGCUGCACGAUAGGACGCUCUUGACGAUGGUGGCAGCCAACGGUCCAGGUGUCGUUAUGGGGCUCUUCUACAUUUGGAGCUACUUUCAGUAUGUCCCUGCUGAGGACCCGAGGCGGUUAUCACUGAUACGUUAUCUUCAGUUUGGGUGCAUUCUUCUGUGCUGCGAGUUUGCUAUGUGCUGGUUGCUUGGGCGAUCUGCUGUCUUCAUGUUGGGUCUCUUGGGAUCUGUAGGCUCUGCUCAGAUAGCGCUAUCCCCCUUCAAGACCCUACCAGAAGUUCUGCAUACUCGCUCAACAAGAUCUUGGCCAUUAGAUCUCUGUCUCUGGAACUUCAUCCAGUCAAUGGCGACAGGUGGCUUCGGCUUGGCGAACAGUGAUCCAUGGGUGUGGGUGCCAAAUGUCAUCGGAGUCCUUGCUGCCAUUGUGCAGUUGACGCUUAUUGUAAUGUAUGCGCCUGCUGGUGGAGCGGCCCAACCUUGCAAGGCCGGGCUACCUUAGGAAGCGUUGUGUAUAUGUGGCAGGUUCUGCCGAUGCGGCUGGUGGGGCUGUAGCAGUGGCGCCCGUGCGCUCAAUAUAUGCGUGCUCCGCGGUGAAUGGAUCGAGAGAAGACAGUGGCGCUGAGAAGAAACAUUCGGAGCUCGUCGGG